Molecule: messenger RNA, 2303 nt
Organism: Thlaspi arvense
Lineage: Eukaryota; Viridiplantae; Streptophyta; Magnoliopsida; Brassicales; Brassicaceae
Source: the annotation of a GenBank genome assembly
AUUUGCUAGUUUCUUGGCUUAUAUUCAUGAAUACGACUACCUACAUGAGCGAUUGCGCAGAAUCAUUAUUCAACAUCUCCUCUGAUGGAUUGUGGGAGAGCCUAAAAUCUCCUGAUGUAGUUUUUGGGUACUCGCUACCUCUAUUAGAGAUUCAGAUGUUACUCAUAUUCAUCUUCAUCUCAUAUGUUCCUCAGACGCAUCGGCAUUUCCCAGAUUGCUUCCUACAUGAUCGGCCUCAGCUUUUUGAUGUACUGGGAAAAUCUUCAGGGAAACUAUCUAUGGAUCCUGCGUUUGAUGGAAACGCGACCUUAAGAAGCAUCUCAGUGUUUGGAACCAUAAUGUUUACGUUUUUGAUGACGGUUAGAACCAGCCGGCGAGGAGCGUUUAGUAGCGGAAAACUGCCCGUUGUGAUUGGGACCUUGUCCUUCUUUGCUCCUCUGUUCGGUCUCACUUUUAAGAAUCUCUUCUCGGACAGCAUCGACUCUCAUUACAUGACUCCAGAAACAGCACUAGGCGAGCGCAUAGUGAUCGUCAUAACCCAAUCUUCGAUACUUUUGCCUUCAACAACAUAUAUCUUGCUAGAGCUCAAGAUACUCAACUCUGAGAUCGGUCGCCUUGCAAUGUCUGCAUGUGUCAUAAACGACAUAUUGGGGAUCAUUGCCAUAGUUAUCACCUCUGUCCAGGCAACGUACACGAAUAUUUCACAUAUGACAGCCUAUCGUGACGCAAUCGCAGUGGUCAUCUUCGUUCUCAUCGUGUUUCUUGUUUUUAAGCCGAUUGUGCAAUGGAUCAUUAACCAAACACCGGAAGGCAAGCCCGUGAAGAAAAAGUACGUUCACGCCAUGACUUUGGCUGCAUUGGGUUCCUCUUAUUAUUCUAUGUUAUUCAACUUUAAAUAUGUCUUGGGACCAUUAGUGAUUGGUCUCAUAAUACCGGAGGGUCCACCAUUAGGGUCCGCAUUGGAGGCUAAGUACGAGAAACUCACAAUGAACGUGUUCCUACCAAUCACGAUCAUAGUUAGCGUGAUGAGAUGUGAUGGAAUAAGGAUCUUUAGCGAGUUCAAUCACAUCGUCUACAACGUCUUCCUAACGGUUCUAACACUUAUCCUAAAAUUGAUCGCAUGCCUUGCACCUUGCUUGUACUUCAAGUUACCUCUCAACCAAUCCCUAGCUGUUUCCAUCAUCUUGAGCUACAAAAGUUUCUCUGAUUUCGUUCUCUAUGAAUCCGUAUUAGACGACAAGUAUAUAUCCCAGGCAACGUACGCGUUCUUGAUCAUUUAUUCGUUAAUAAAUGCUGGGAUUGUACCUGUUGUCAUAAGAAGCUUGUACGAUCCGAAACGGAAGUAUCUUAACUAUCAAAAAAGAAACAUAUUGAAUUUGGAACCAAGCUCCGAUCUCCGUAUUCUAACUUGUUUGCACAAACCAGAGAAUAUCUCACACACCAUUGCAUUCCUCCAAUUGUUAUCCUCACCGAAUCUUGAUUUACCUAUCGUGGUCACGGUUCUCCACCUCGUGAAGCUCGUUGGUCAGAUCAACCCCAUCAUGAUUUCAAACAACAAGAAGUCCAAAGGAAUUCACAACAACUCCUACAUCCAUACCGCAAAUCUUGCCUUUAGACAGUUCAUGUUAGAGAGCUUGAAGUCCGUAACUGUGACUACAUUUACCGCUUUCUCAUAUGAGAAGAUGAUGCACGAGGACAUCUGCACGCUCGCACUUGACCAGACGAGUUCAAUUAUUAUCGUCCCUUCAGGGAGGACAUGGACAAUAGAUGGGAUGUUCGAGUCCGACGAUGAUGCCAUACGGAGUCUCAACCUCUCAUUACUCGACCGUGCGCCUUGUUCCAUUGGAAUCCUAAUCGACCGUGGACAUUUCUCACGUAAAAGGAAUGUAACGAGCCAGAAAAAUUACACCAUCAAUGUAUGUGUAAUUUUCAUUGGAGGCAAAGAUGAUAGGGAAGCAUUAUCAGUGGUGAAGAGGAUGAAACAUAACCCGAGGGUUCAUGUAACCGUGAUCAGACUCUUAUUCAACCAAGAAGAUUUCAAGACUACAGAGGAUAUAAAAAAUGUUGAUUAUACAGAAAGGGUUGUGACUAGUAGUAUUGAGGUGGCAAGCAUCGUCCGAUUGCUCGACGGAGAGCAUGAUCUUAUGGUUGUUGGGAGAGAUCAAGGAAUGGCAUCACCAGAUCUCUCAGGACUAACAGAGUGGGUCCAACUUCCAGAGUUAGGUGUCAUUGGAGAUUUGCUAGCGGCUAAAGAGCUAAGCUCUAAGGUCUCUGUUUUGGUAGUUCAACAACAAAAACAAGCG